GCGGUGGCGGUUGGGGCGGGCGGUGUGUGUCUGGAGCCCUCUCGGGUCUCUGUCCCGGUUCCCGGUCUCCCUUGUCCCGGGCGGGCAUGGCGGACGAGGGCGCGGUCACGGUCUGCGUGCGUGUGCGGCCGCUCAUCGCCAGAGAAAAUGCUUCAGGAGAUAAAGUGUCCCUGCAUUGGAAGAGCGAAAAUAAUACUGUUUCCGACGUGAAUGGUACCAAAAUAUUUAGUUACGAUCAUGUCUUUCACUCCAGUGACAACACUCAGCAGUUAUAUGAUGGUGUAGCUGUUCCAAUUAUACAGUCAGCUGUGCGAGGUUAUAAUGGCACAAUUUUUGCUUACGGACAGACUGCUUCAGGGAAGACUUACACAAUGAUGGGAAAUGAAGAUUCUGUGGGCAUUAUCCCUAAGGCAAUUCAACAUGUUUUCAAAAUUAUUUGUGAGAUCCCAGAUAGAGAAUUCUUGCUAAGAGUUUCUUACAUGGAAAUCUAUAAUGAAACCAUUACAGAUUUGCUUUGUGAUAGUAGGAAAAAGAAGCCUUUGGGAAUUCGUGAGGACAUUAAUAGGAAUACAUAUGUAGAAGAUCUGAUUGAAGAAGUAGUGGUUGCCCCAGAACAAGUUAUGGAAUGGAUAAGAAAAGGAGAAAGAAAUCGUCAUUAUGGAGAAACAAAAAUGAAUGAACACAGCAGCCGUUCUCACACAAUCUUCAGAAUGAUCAUUGAAAGCAGAGAACGAAGUGACCCUGCAAAUGCAAACUGUGAUGGAGCAGUCAUGGUUUCUCACUUGAACUUGGUAGAUCUGGCAGGCAGUGAAAGAGCUAGUCAAACAGGAUCUGAAGGUGUCCGAUUGAAAGAAGGCUGCAAUAUAAAUCGGAAUUUGUUCAUUCUGGGUCAAGUUAUCAAAAAACUUUGUGAUGACCCUUCUGGCUUCAUAAAUUACAGAGACAGCAAACUGACUCGAAUUCUGCAGAACUCCCUUGGAGGAAAUGCUAAAACUGUUAUUAUUUGUACAAUUACUCCAGUUUCUUUUGAUGAAACACUCAGUACUCUUCAGUUUGCCAAUACAGCCAAAGGAAUGAAGAAUACACCAAAAGUCAAUGAAGUACUUGAUGAUAAUGCCCUCCUGAAGAGAUACCGAAAAGAAAUUGUGGACUUGAAAAAGCAGCUGGAGGAAGUGUCUGUAAAGACUCAAAUUCAUGCAAUGGAAAAGGACCAAUUGGCCCAGCUGCUGGAAGAAAAAAAUUCUCUGCAGAAAGUACAGGAAGACAAGAUACGAAAUUUAACCGAGAUGCUGGUGACCGCUGCUUCCUUUGCCUCAAAAGACAAUGUUAAAACCAAGAGAAGAAGAAGAGUUACUUGGGCUCCUGGUAAAAUAAAACAGACAAAUGUGAGCUAUUUUGAAGACUUCGAAAAAGACAUGCCGACUGAAACAAAAAAAAAGAAAAUGUCUCUGUCAGCAUUACCAGAUGCAGACGAUUCUAUGUUAGAUAAUUCUGAAUGUGACAACCAAUCUCUGAUGGUUCCUGAUCAAAUUUCAGAAGUAGAAUGGAUCGCUGGACCUAAAAUGACUUGGACUCAAAAAGACUUUGAAGAAUCUGUGCAACUCUGUGAAGCAAUAGCAUUUGAAAAGGAUAUUGCUGUAAAUAAGGCCAGCAUCCUGCAAGCUAACCUGGAUAACCUAGUGUUGGAAAAUGAGCAGUUGAAAUUAGAAAUAAAUGAAAUAAAGGAGAAACUGAAGGAAAAAAAAGAAAUAGAUGAAUUUGAAGCACUGGAAAAACAAACACAAAAAGAUCAUGAGAUACAACUAAUGCAUGAAAUUACCAACUUAAAGAAUCUAGUUUCAAAUUCUGAAGCAUACAAUGAGGAACUUCAGGCAGAAAACAAUUCCAAAUCGGAACAGCUGAAAGAGAAAGACAACAAAAUAAAGAUAUUACAGAAUCUUGUGGAAGAAUUACAAAAAGCAAGAGUGGAAAAAGAGAUAUCUUUUUCAGUGGGAGAUUCUGAUAAGCUAGUUGAGGAAAUUCAGCAGCUGAAUAAAUCCCUCUUAGAUAGUGAAGCCAUAGCCUUGGAUGCCAAAAAAGAAUCUGCUUUUCUCAGAACUGAAAAUUUGGAGCUGAAGGAGAAGAUGAAUGAACUCUUAAAUAAUCACAACCAAAUGCAGAAGGAUGUUCAAUUAUAUCAAAGCCAAAUAGAAGCGGGAAAAGCCAGUUACCGAAAAAUGCAAGCUGACUUGCAGAGAGAGUUGCAAUCUGUAUUUCAAGAAAACUUAAGACUAACUUCACUCCUGGAGGGCAAAGUUCCAAAAGAUUUGCUCACUCCUAUGGAACUGGAAAAAAAGGCAGCUGACUUAAAAGGAGAACUAGAAGAAACUUUGAAAGAGAAUGCACUUCUACAAAAACAAGUAAACGAGCUAUCAGAAUUUCAGUCUCUGCCAAAUACUGUGGAGAUGCAGAAGAAAGAGAUUCUUGAAAAAUGUGAGGAGUUACGUUUAUUAAAAUUGGAAAAUGAAAAGCUGCUUUCUGAAGUAGCUGAUAAUGAAAUUAAACUUAAACACAUGACUGAAGAAAUUGAAAAAUCAAAAGACGAUCUAGCAGAUGCACAACUGAAAUAUAUGAAGUCUGAUCAAGAAUAUGUGGCACUUAAACAGCUCCAUGAAGAAAUGGAACAAAAAUACAUAGCUACAUCAGAAAAUAAUGAAAAAAUGAAGCUCCAAAUAGAAUGUCUUUCUAAAGAAACACAAGAGUCCAAAACAACUUUGGAUGAAAUUAAAUUAGAGCUCUCGAGCAAAAUGAAAGAACUGGAAGAAAAAACAGCAGAACAAAAACAACUUCUUGAGCUAAGAGAAGAUUUUAUUCAGACUCAGCAGAAGUUAAAUGAAAUGGAGCAAUUAAAAGAGGAAGAAAGGAUGAAUGAAUUGAGACUGGAAGCUAAAGAUUCAGAGAUCCAGGCAGUUCUUCAGCAGCUAACUGAAUGUCAGGAAGAAAUAAAAACUCUAACCCAGGAAAAAGAUUACCUGAAGCAAAAAGCAGAGUCUCUCCAAGCUGAGACAGACCAACUCAAAGAGGAUAUAAAGGACACUGUUUCAAUGAACAUCUUGGCACAUGAAGAACUGAGAAAUACGCAGAGUUCUCUCAAGCAAUCCCAGGCCACUGUCAAGAAGUUGGAAAAAUAUAUUUCUGAAAACGAAUCUCAUGUUUUGAGUGUUGAAGAGGCACUAGGAAAGACCAUUAAAGAACUCGAAACACAGAUUUCACAAAUGACAGAAGAAAUGAAAAUCAUCAAAUCAGAAAGAGAUCAGCUUGCUGAGGAAAAAUCAGAAAGUCAUAGCUGUAUAGAAAGUGAUCAGCUUCAGGAGCAAAAGGAACAAAUCAUUUUCCUUACACAAGAGAACCGCUCAUUGCAAGAGAAGUUGGACAGUUUACAUCUGAAAAAAGAAGAGGUUGGGGAAGGAACUUGGGUACCACAGGUCCAAGAAAAAUCUCUUGAGCAAGAGUUACUUGUUCUGAGGGAAAAGCUCAGCCAGGCACAAAGGCAAUUGCAUGAAAUGGAGGAAGCGAAGGCCAGUGAAUGCAGAGGAGAAUCUGAUAAAAUGGGGAGAAGAGAUUUUAUUCCAAAACUGCAUGACUGUCAGGAAGUGAGCACCCAGACAGAAAGAGAAGAGGAUGAUCUUAAAAUGCAACUGGAAAAUCUCCAGAACGAGAGAGACCAACUAAGAGAAACUGUACAGGAGACAAUAAGAAAGAAUUCAGAGAUGCAGAAAGAGUUGCAGUGUACUCACAGAUCUCUUGGACAACAUCAGGAGACUAUUGUGGAGCUGAAAGACAACAUUUCAGAGAAAGAAAAUCAACUCUCGAAAGCGCAAGAGGCAUUGAAGGAAAAAACUGAUGAACUGCAGCAGAAGCUCACUGAAGUAACUGAAAGGCUGACUCAUGUCUCAUCUGAAUAUGGCAAGCUACUGGCAGAAAAAGAACAAAUUGAAAGGACAAUGAAUGAGCAAGUUUGUCAGCAGCUUGAGAAAAUCACUGUACUUAGUAAGGAGAAAGAUGAGCUGCAACAAAUGGUGGAGACUUGUAAAGAAAGAGAAGAACAUUUGUUAAAGGUCCAGAGACGGUCAGAGAUUUUGGAGGACAGCCUUACAAGCAAGAUUCAACAGUUAACUGACACACUAAAUAGUGUAUCAUGUGAAAAAGACCAGUUAUUAGCUGAAAGGACUAGUCACUCUUUCCAACUUAGAGAACAAAUUGCAUCAGUUAAUCAAGAAAAAGAUGAGCUACAAAAACUUCUUCAGGACGUCAGGACUGAGCGGGACCAGCUCAAGACAGAAUUGCAAAGAAAUUGUGAGAUGUGUGUUGAAACAAAUGCAAAACUGGAACGUGCUUUAGACCAACUGAAGCAGAGAAACCUGAAUGAUAUGUCCAUUCAGGUAAACCCAGGGGUUAUUGCAGAGCAGGUGGCUGAUGACAACCUGAAGGAAAAAAGCUUGAACAUUAAGGAACUUCUUGAGAAAUUUUCAAAUAUGGGGAAGAGGUGUGAAUGCCUCUCUACAGUGUCUCUUAAGCUGAAGAGUGAACUGAAUAGUCAGAAAGCGCUGAUAGCUGUGAUACUGCCUCAGCUUUCCUUGGUACAGAGUAAACGAGUCAAAAGACUUCAAACUGAAAAUGAGAAACUAAACGGUCAUCUCCAGAGUUUAUUGAACAAACUGAAGUUUAUGUUCAGUCGUGUUUGCACAAAGAAAAGAGACUAUCAUACCACUGUUAACAAGUAUAAAAUGGAAUUGCUUGAGGAAAAGAGAAGACAAGAUCAUCUACAAGCCGAGAUUCAGUAUCUCAGGAAGAUUCAUUUGAACCAGAAUGAAAUACCGUCUCAAGAAUUAAACAUCAGUGAAGGGCUGCAGAGUUUCCACUUGGAUGCAGAGAGCAUUCUCAAAGAUGUAUCAGAAAUGGAAAGUGAACUUCUCUGUAUAGAGGCAGAGUUACAGCAGCAAGAAAGUGCUAGAAAAGAAACAGUACAGUUCUGGGAAGCUUGUUCAGGAACUCACUGUAAUGCAGAGGAACUGGAAGAAGAGUUAAAGAAAGAUACUGAAAGACUUUUGCAAGUCAUUAACUUCUGGACUCCUAAAGUAAAGAUGCUCCUUCAGCUUUCUUCAGAACUGGAUGCCAGAACCUCCAAUGACAGUAAAAAUGCUGAUGUUGAAUUGAAGCAGAGAAAAGAGAAAAAUGAAAAGUUGCUUCAGGAUCUAAACACUCUAAAAGAAAAACUGGCCCCUGAUAGCUCUGCCAGUCUCAUGUUAAAAGAAGAAAACUAUAGACUUCAUAAUAAAUUAAAGGCUGCAGAACAAGAUGUAAAGGCUAUGGAAGUAAAAAUUCAGAAGUUGGAAAAUGUAAUAAAUGAAGUAGGAGAAAAUGUCAAAGAGAAAGAUGACAGAAUAAACAAGUUACAAGCACAGAUAAGUAUAAAAACAGAGACAAGUGAGCUCACCCAACUGCAAGCCAAACUGAAUGAGAUGGAUAAGUGCCUCAGGACUGCCUUAACAGAGAAUCAGAGUCUUCAGGCAAAAUUAGAUAAAGGUUCUGAGUUGUACAAAGAAGAAAUUGAUCAUCUCAAAACACAAUUGGUAAAAUGUGAUAUGGAAAGAAUGAAACAAUCCAACCUUUUUGAAAUGAAACUUGCUAAUUAUAAAGCUCUGUCAGAACACCGAGAACAAGAGUUAACAAGGCUAAAAGAAGAACUUAGAAGAGCACACCAAGACCAAGAUGUUACUGUGCUGAAAGAAGCAGCUUCUCAGCAAUCCCAAAUACCCCUUACUUGUGGUGGUGGCAGUGGUAUUGUGCAGAGCACACAAAUACUCGUGCUAAAAUCUGAGCAAGCUAAGAUACAGAAAGAAAACUUGCACCUGAAGAAACAAAAUGACCUUCUACUAAGUAAUGAGCGUCAGCUGAAAGAGGAACUCAGGAAAUGGAAAGAAAGAGCACUAAAAUGGAGAGAACGAUCCUUAAGAGAAAAUACUCGAGAGACAAUACCACAGUCUCCAAAAAAGACAGUCUCAUAUUUCUUCAAAGAACAAAUGCUUUCGCCCUCCAAGGAACCUAUUUCUCAGGAGAUUGUGACUCAGGACCUAUCAAAACCUCUGCCACUGAGUUGUCCAACAAAUUUCUUUGAUAAUUCCAGCUUUGGUAUGCUAACAGAUACAUGUCCUGCGGCCACACAGUCCACAGAAGAACAUCUUAAGCACUUGUUUGGGACUUCGGACAAAGAUAAGGCCCCUGAUUGUAGCACCCAGUAAAGGUGCUGUAUUGGAAGCUGCCUUUGCGGUGGCUACAGCCAGAAUCUGCAUAUACAAAAGAUAAUUGCUUCUGGUUAAAAGCCAUCAGCCUCUUCCAUCCUUGCUGUCUUGGAGUUGCUACUUCCCACGAUUGAGAAACUGGAAUUUGAGGUCAAAAAUGGAAAAGUAGUCAUGAUGUCCACAACCUGCUUAUCUGAUGAUGUUCUACUUUGGUGUUUUGAUGUUCUGGGGGGUUUUGAUGGCAAAGAAAGAAAAGAUACUAUAUUGAAGAAAAAAAUGGAAAUGGAUCAUAAACUAACCUACUGUGAAAGUUCUCAGUCUUAAACUUUUCAUUCUGUCAUUCCUAAAACAGCCCUCUUCUGGACGGUUGAUAUUUGUAUCUUCUGACUGCUGUUGACUUGGAAAGAAAUAUUCUUUUUGUUUCUCAGCAUGUGGUUUUUAUACCAUGCUUUCUCUAAGUCCCCAGAAACUGCAUUUUCACUACAAUCUGCAACUGAAGUUACUAAUUUUCUGUUUAUAGAGCACACAAUCAGGGUUCCUCUUAAACUCCUUAGAAUGUUUCUGCAGCUCAGCCAAUUAUGAUACCCAGAGUAACUUUGAAUUUUGGACCAUCUUUCAAUAUAUCUGUUUGAAGUUAUGUAUUGGAGGUUUUUUUUUCAAUAGUAAGCAAUGGACAUAAUGCUCUUCUGCUACUCUUGUGAAUUAAAUGUAGACCAGAUCAUUCGGGCAAGAUGGACUCUCUUACUAGCCUACGUAUCUGUGUUGUGAGAAUGUUUUUAUGUAUGUUUUAUAUAAGAAAGUUUGACAAUAAACUUUCAUGUGUUAAGUAUUUAAAAUU
Corapipo altera (White-ruffed manakin) is the source of this 7119-nucleotide messenger RNA. RefSeq names its product centromere protein E (gene CENPE). Lineage: Eukaryota; Metazoa; Chordata; Aves; Passeriformes; Pipridae. The record is from RefSeq and is a predicted model, not a curated record. Gene Ontology annotation, molecular function: microtubule binding; ATP binding; plus-end-directed microtubule motor activity. The transcript has 41 exons. Gene Ontology annotation, biological process: mitotic cell cycle; microtubule-based movement. Gene Ontology annotation, cellular component: microtubule. The coding region runs from base 87 to 6281 and encodes 2064 amino acids.